Brassica napus (rape) is the source of this 3136-nucleotide messenger RNA. Its product is annotated as phosphatidylinositol-3-phosphatase myotubularin-1. The transcript is spliced from 18 exons. The coding region runs from base 162 to 2795 and encodes 877 amino acids. The record is from RefSeq and is a predicted model, not a curated record. Lineage: Eukaryota; Viridiplantae; Streptophyta; Magnoliopsida; Brassicales; Brassicaceae. Gene Ontology annotation, molecular function: phosphatase activity. Gene Ontology annotation, biological process: dephosphorylation.
AUAGAUAACAGAACCAAAAAAAACAAAAAAAAAACGACAACGCAGUACCAAACUGUGUCGUAUUAUCGUUGUGGGGGAAGAAUCGAAUCCAGCGUGACAACAAUUGAUCGGAAGGUGAAGAAGCUCCGUCACCGUCUCUUCUCCUUCAUCUCUCGUUCUCAAUGACGCCGCCGAGACCACCGUCAGGGAGACAAAGACCGCUGCGUUAUUAUUCAGAUUCAGAGAGGACCGAAGGAGGUAGCGGUAGUUGGGACACCCUCGAAUGGAACAAACUCGAUUCGCAGCAGACAGCUUCAGGUUCAAGUUCAACAUCCUUCGCGAAUUUGAGUUGCUUGCUCGAAUCUGAGAGGGUCAUCGUUGAGGGUUAUGGAGUUGUACUUAUCAACACCGAUGAGGCAGGGACCUUGUUGGUGACAAACUUUCGUAUUCUCUUUUUGAGUGAAGGUACUAGGAAGGUCAUCCCACUAGGAACAAUCCCGUUGGCGACUAUUGAGAAGUUUAACAAAACGGCGCUGAAAGUUCAAUCAAACAACCGUCAGUCCGACAAGAAUCCACCAAGACGUCUUUUACAGGUCACUGGCAAAGACAUGAGGAUCAUUGUUUAUGGCUUUCGUCCUAAAACCAAACAGGUGAAUCUCUUACUUCUUCUUAUUUUAACACAUUCCUUUCUCCUUGGAAUAAUCUGUAUAACCUUUAUGAUCAUACUGUUGCAGAGGCGUUCUGUGUUUGAUGCGUUACUGAGGUGUACCAAGCCGGAGAGAGUAUGGGAUCUUUACACUUUUGCUUGUGGGCCUUCCAAGUUUGGUAACGCAAACCCAAAGGAAAGAUUGCUUAAUGAAUAUUUCCGGCUUCUUGGAAAAAGUUCGUUACGAGCAUCGAUGGAUAUGAUUGAAGAUGGAUCAUUUACACUGGAGAAUGAGCUGUGGCGGAUAAGUGACCUCAACUCCAAUUAUAACCUGUGUCAGACUUACCCUUUCGCCUUUAUGGUUCCGAAAUCUAUAAGUGAUGAAGAGCUGCUCCAGGCGUGUUCUUUCCGGGCAAAAUGUCGCUUACCUGUGAUCACGUGGUGUCAGCCAGGCAGUGGUGCUGUAAUUGCACGCUCAUCACAACCUUUAGUGGGUCUUAUGAUGAAUAUGAGGAGUAAUUUUGAUGAAAAACUUGUUGCUGCAUUCUGCACUCAGCUUGGUGCUAAUAAGGGAGAACGAAGGAAGCUUUAUAUUGCCGAUGCGCGACCUAGGAAAAAUGCAUUAGCAAAUGGAGCAAUGGGAGGCGGCUCAGAAUCAUCUUCAAAUUAUUUUCAGUCUCCAAUUGUUUUCUUUGGCAUUGACAACAUACAUGCGAUGAGGGAGAGCUAUUCCCGACUCAGAGAUUAUUUAGAUAUGCACGGUGCAACAUCUUCUGAUGGGAGAUCAUCGUUCUUGAGACAUACUGGUUGGACUUGGGGAGGAGGUAACCUUAGUAGCAUGUCUGCUUCCGUGUCUUUACUUGGAGACAGUGGUUGGUUGAUACACAUCCAGAACGUCUUAGCUGGUGCCGCAUGGAUUGCUGCACGUGUCGCAGUGGAGUCGGCUUCGGUUCUUGUGCACUGCAGUGAUGGAUGGGACAGAACAACUCAGCUCGUUUCUCUUGCAUGCUUGAUGCUUGAUCCAUACUACAGAACCUUUGCUGGGUUUCAGGCUCUUGUGGAAAAAGAUUGGCUUGCUUUUGGUCACCCGUUUUCAGAUCGUGUAGGAAUGCCUAACAUAUCAGGAUCUGGUAACUUUGACUUUCCAAGGCAGUCUUCUUCUGCUGGAAGCUACCCUUCAUCUCCAGUGCGUCAGUCCACGCAAUCAGGAGCCUCACAAUCUCCAAGCUCUUCCCAUGCACAGAACAAUUAUUCUCCUAUAUUUACGCAGUGGGUUGAUAGUGUUUCACAGCUAAUGCGGAUGUAUCCUUGUGCUUUUGAAUUUUCUCCGACUUUCCUUGUAGAUUUCAUGGAUUGCUUGCUUUCAUGUCGUUUUGGGAACUUCUUAUGCAACAGUGAAAAAGAGAGGCAGCAAUGUGCGAUUGCUGAAGCAUGUGGAUGCAUAUGGGCCUACUUGACUGAUCUUCGUUCUCUCGCUACAACUUCUCAUGUCCAUUGUAACCCAUUCUACGACCCUUUGAAAUACGAUGGCCCGUUGCUACCUCCCGCAGCAUCUCUAGCGCCAACACUUUGGCCUCAGUUCCAUCUCCGGUGGGCAUGUCCCGAGGAAGCUACAGCUGCAGAUAUCGAGGUCCAGUGUAGAGCCAUGAGGGCGAAGUACUCCGAGAUGCAGAAGGAGAAAGAGGCAACAGAGAGAAGAGUGGAUGAGAUCUCUUUUGCAAUGGAGUCAUUAAGCGCAGAGCUGCUAAGAGAGAGGCGUAUGAGUUGGUCCGCUAGAGAAUCAGCAAAACGAGCCACUAAGGAGUACAGAGCUUUAACCAGAGCAGUGCAAUCACUCGGCUGCAAGGUUAACUUCACCACAUCUGAUGUGGAAGACGCCCCUCUGGAGACUAAUAACAAUAAUAAUAAUAAUAAUUCUAGGAGGCGAGACAGACAGGGAAACAACUCGGAUGUUUCUGUAUCUAUCUCGCUAAUGUCGGAAGAAAACAGAAGUGAAAACCAGGUGGGGAGAGUUUGUGAAGCGUUGUGUCCACUGCGGACAAGGGAAGGAGUGUGCAGAUGGCCUGAAGCUGGAUGUGCUCAUCUCGGAAGUCAGUUUGUUGGUUUAAAAACUAACUUUGAUGCGUUUGAUAGGCUUUCUAUCCAUGAAAGCUAUUUCAAAUCUGAAUGAAGGGAUCAAGAUCUCGAUGAAGAUGUAACUUUUAACAGAAUAAAAGGGGAUGGAGGAUCAUAAGUAUCAUCAAACCGUCAAAAGGCGGGAGCAUAACGGUAUAAACUGACACAGAGUUUUUGGAACAAGGGAGAGUCUCUGAUCUUUACUCUUGAGUAUAGCUAAAAGCAGGAGGAUGUGUACAUCUCUCUCGGUGUUUUAUGUUUUUACUUAAACCACUAUUUGCUUUAGAUUUAUUAUUCUUUUUGGUUAAAAUGAAUAAGGUUGAAAAGUGAUGUACAUACAGUUCAGUAUAAACGAUUAUUCAUAACAAAAAAAAAAUAAACUAGUAUUCCUCUUUA